CCCUACCCACCGACCAUCGUUCCCUUCCCCCAUACCCACCUUAUUCUUCACCCCCGAUUACCUCAUCGGAGAGCAAUACCCACAAUCACCUACCGAUCAUCUCCUGACCACCGGAACCACUUCCACCGCGACAACCAGCGAUUACCCACAAUCACCUACCGAUCACUGUCGACCACUGUCGACGACCUCUGUCCACACCACCGUUGAUCGCCAUAUCCACCGUAGGGCUCCGAUUGACUUCCGUCAACAGCUGAUUAACAAACAGAGUUUUAUAAUUUAUCUAGUUUUCGGCUCAAGUGAAUUCAGGAUGUCGGGCGAAGGUGCAUCAAGUGCAGGAGGAAAACGCAAGCGCAAGUCAUCGAAAAAGAAUCAACCGGUUCAAUAUAGGAUGCCCGAGGAGCAUCCGGAACCUAAUGCCGUUGCAGUGCCUCUCGAUCAGCGGGUGUUGCGCAAUCACACACUUUUACGGUUUAUGUUGGGCACCGACGAAUAUGAGAGAUGCGAAAAGUUUUUGGAAAUGGAAUUAUUUCAGCACAGGACUGUGAAUUGGGGAAUGAUUGAUACUAUGAAUCAACGAGCGAAAUUGGAAGGGUUGUUAGGACGCAGAUGGUUAGAGGCAAUACGGUGCGCAGAGCCACAGUAUGCGGAACUCACUGUUGAGUUUCAUUCUACUUUUAAGUAUUCGCCUGAGUGGUUCAUGCAACCAUAUACAGUUCGGUUUGUGUUGGGGCGUCAAGCAUUCAGAAUGAGUGUCCCACAGUUUGCAGAGGCGAUUGGGUUAUACACCAGGGCGGAGUCGAGUUCAACGGGUUAUUAGGUAGCAUAGUGAAUCUUAAAAACUAUCCCUAUUAACUAAUCAAAUUCAUUAAUUCCGAGGCCAUGUCUAUGUGGUGUUUUGAAUCAGAAAACGGAUUUUUAUAUUAAAACGGGUAUUCGGGAUUCCGGGUGGAGGUUACUUUUUCUCAUCUUGAUAACACUUUUCGUGACAAAUUGUGUUUUCUUUACAAUUAAACAAACAAACCCCCAAUUUAGAUAGUUUAGUUUUAAUUAAUUUCUUUUACGCUAACCACAAAUUCCCCGUGGAUACGAUACCCUACUUACGCUAUCUACGUAGUUUAGGAGGUCGUUACGGGGAAUUACAGUUAAGCGAGAGGAUUAUUAUGUGACGGAAGAAGAGUUAUCUGAGUUUUGGCUGACGAUAGCGGAUUCAGCAUGGUCGACACGUGCGGUGGCAUCUUCGAUUCGGGAUCCGUUUGUCAGAUAUAUUCAUAGGAUCAUCGCGUGUACAGUCAUGGGUAGGAAGGGUGGAGAAGAUAAGGUGAGUCAGAAUGAUUUGUUCUGUUUGUAUUGCAUUAUGAAUAGGAUAGAAGUGAAUUUGGCGAUAGUGAUGUUGGCGUCAUUCGCACGGGGUCGUCGAAAGGGUGGUCAAGCAAGGUUGCCAUUGGGUACUUAUGUGACUAGGUUGGCAAGGCAUUUGGGUGUUACUGAUAUAUAUGCAGAGCGUCUGUUGACUCCUGGUCCAAUUACAGCUGAGUUUGGGAUUGAAGAGCUGCGUCGAGCGCAGAUGAUUUGUUUGGACGAGCCGCUUCGUUGGGAGGCGGUAAAGCAGGGUCCUUCUCACAGACAGAGAGUGCGUCUGCAGUCCGAGCGUCCUCAAUCCGAGCGUCCUCGUGCGCAGCGUCAGGUACGUGCUCCUGUAUCAGCACCAGUGACAUUGGAGUCGUUGAGGGAUAUGUUGUUGGUUCAAAAUGGCGUGUUGAGAUAUAUUAUGGAGCGUCAGCACAUAGAGGUGUCGGAUUGGUUUCUGCCACCACAGCAGGCUGCUGGGGAUGAUGAGGUGGCUGGUGAGGAUGAGCAGGUGGAAAAUGUUAGUGAGGAGUCUGUAGAGGAUGACGAGUAGAUGGUUCUAGCAGUAUCAGCGCCGGUGAUUUUGGUUAUCUUUUGUAUUUUUCCCUUUUAUUUUGUUUUUAGCUGAUGAUGGUCUGUAUGUAACUUGAUAUCUGACAUAUUUGGGGAAAAUUGUAAAGGUUAA
Helianthus annuus (common sunflower) is the source of this 2032-nucleotide messenger RNA. RefSeq lists its product as uncharacterized. The record is from RefSeq and is a predicted model, not a curated record. Lineage: Eukaryota; Viridiplantae; Streptophyta; Magnoliopsida; Asterales; Asteraceae. The transcript is spliced from 2 exons. Bases 308 to 817 code for a protein of 169 amino acids.